Messenger RNA from Solanum dulcamara, 910 nucleotides. RefSeq names its product gamma carbonic anhydrase 1, mitochondrial-like. The record is from RefSeq and is a predicted model, not a curated record. The transcript is spliced from 3 exons. NCBI's taxonomy places the organism in Eukaryota, Viridiplantae, Streptophyta, Magnoliopsida, Solanales, Solanaceae. The coding region runs from base 16 to 675 and encodes 219 amino acids.
UCUGGCCACGUGUGUAUGUUUGAGAAGUGUGAGGACUAUGGUGACUUUCUUGCGCCCAAUGUGUGUGUGUGUGUGUGUAUAUAUAUUAGUUUGGUUGUUCUUGCUCAAUGUGAAAGAUUCCAUGCAGGUGACGUGAACAGUAUUAGUAUUGGAGCAGGAAGCAAUAUCCAGGACAAUUCUCUUGUUCAUGUAGCCAAAUCAAAUCUAAGUGGAAAGGUUUUGCCAACAAUUAUUGGCAACAAUGUUACUGUAGGUCAUAGUGCUGUUUUACAUGGAUGUACUGUUGAAGAUGAGGCAUUUGUUGGUAUGGGUGCAACUCUGCUUGAUGGAGCUGUUGUGGAGAAAAAUGCAAUGGUUGCUGCUGGUGCCCUUGUCAGGCAGAAUACAAGGAUUCCUUGUGGAGAGGUCUGGGGAGGAAAUCCAGCUAGAUUUCUGAGGAAGCUCACACAAGAAGAAAUUGCUUUUAUCUCGGAGUCAGCAGCCAACUAUUCUAAUUUAGCACAGGUUCAUGCUGGUGAAAAUGCAAAAAGCUUUGAUGCGAUUGAAUUUGAGAAGGCGUUGCGGAAGAAAUUUGCUCGAAAAGACAAGGAGUAUGAUUCUAUGCUGGGUGUUGUCCGUGAAACACCUCCUGAGCUUGUCCUGCCUGAUAAUAUCCAGGCACCAAAGGCCAUUUAAGUGUGGAUCCAAGUUGAUUAUCCUUUGGGUUUUGUGGUGUUAGCCAAUUUCUUUUUUCAUUGGGCUGAUCAAACAAGAAAAUACCUACGUUACAUUCUCAAUAAUUAAGGUCAGGCUUCAUUUCCUGUGCUGAUCCUGUUUUCCAAUCAGAAGCUUUGAUUGUGGAUCAAGUACCAAUUGUACUGUAGACAAGAUGGUUGUUUUUUUUUAAUAAUCAAUUUUUUAUUUCCUUUUC